AUGAAUGAGAUCCACCAGAUGUCCGAGGCCCAGAUCAAAAUUGCUAAUCCAGUCAAAGGCUUUUCUGGGCCCGCGGAGGUGACCCCGGCCGCAGCCUCGCUCCCUGCCCUGGGCGCGGAGGACCUUUGGCCCGCCGGCAAGCGCUCCUCCCCGCUCCUGGCUCCGGAGGCCGAGCUUGGGCACCGGCUUGCCGGCGCGGGCAGCGUUGGCCGAGCGCGGCGGGCGAUUUAUCCAUUAAGAAAAAGGCGUGGGGCGGGUUGGCCGGGCUGUCGUGCUGACUUGAAAAACUGGACCGAGGCUAACUUUCCUGAUCAAGUAGUAGAUAACCUUCCAGCUGACAUAUCCACUGGUAUUUAUUAUGGUUGGGCCAGUGUUGGAAGUGGAGAUGUUCAUAAGAUGGUGGCGAGCAUCGGCUGGAACCCAUACUACAAGAAUUUGAAAAAAUCCAUGGAAACUCACAUCAUACAUACCUUUAAAGAGGACUUCUAUGGAGAAAUCCUCAAUGUGGCCAUUGUUGGCUACCUCAGACCUGAAAAGAACUUUGAUUCUUUAGAGUCACUUAUUUCAGCCACUCAAGGGGACAUUGAAGAAGCUAAGAAACGACUAGAUUUGCCAGAAUAUUUGAAACUCAAAGAUGAUAAUUUCUUCCAGCUUUCAAAAGGCAAAAUUAUGAAUGGCCACUGAUGGAAAAUUACUGUUAUUUAUUCAUUUACUGUUUUCUGUUAUUUCACUGUUCAUAAUUAUGCAGUCUCAUCUUGGUUAUAUUUUAAAAAUCAAAUAUUAAUAUUUGAUUAAUUCCUAUAGCUGUCAGUUAACUUAAAGUACACAGUCAUACAGUUAUAUACUUCAAUUGUGAAAUCCAUCAUGCUGGAGUGCUAAAAAAGCUUUUAAAAAU
Molecule: messenger RNA, 895 nt
Organism: Octodon degus (degu)
Lineage: Eukaryota; Metazoa; Chordata; Mammalia; Rodentia; Octodontidae
Gene: Rfk
Product: riboflavin kinase
Exons: 5
Coding region: 1-684 (227 amino acids)
Biological process (GO): FMN biosynthetic process; riboflavin biosynthetic process
Cellular component (GO): mitochondrion
Molecular function (GO): riboflavin kinase activity
Source: RefSeq, a predicted model, not a curated record